CAGCAUAUUACCUGCCUCGUCCCAGUAUGGCGGAGUACCAGUUUGUGUACGUGGACAAGACAGAACAGGUGUGUGCCUGCAGCCAAACCUUCACCUUUUGUAAUCCUAAGCCACUAGAGGAGCUGGAGACUCUCAAAGAGGAGCGAGAAGAGGAGGAUGGAGAGGAGGAGCUGCUCCUGGUGGUCUCCAGGGCCCAGCUGCUGCAGAGUCGUCUAGAGGAGAGCUCAAAAAAACAAACUGAUUUACAGCAGGCUCUGGACGCGGCUGAACAGGAAGCAAAGAAGGAGAAAACAAAAAUCAAAAUGUUGAAGACGGAGUGGAAGAGAGAAAGAGAGCAAAUGAAGGGGGAGAUUCUGCAGCUCAGAGAAAAGCUGAGACAUAACAGUGAGCUGACAGAGGAGACUGAGGGAAAACUGAAGGAUGUGCGAUUUAAUCAAGAAAGUCUUACCUGUGAGUUGAGUAAACUUGUGGCUCAGGCGGCAGAGAGUGAGCAGAGAAUCAAAGAUCUGGAGGGUGAAGUCAGAGUCUUGACUGAAGAGAAGGACGGGGGAACCAUGGAGCUGGAGAGACUGAAGGACAGAUUGAAGAAAAUGUCAACUCAGAUGAAACACAGUGAAGAAAAAAGAAAGUCUCUGCAGGUGGAGAAUGAAGCUGGUCUGGCGGAGGUGCGAGAGCUGCAGGACAGGCUGGAUAUGAGUGAACAUGUCAGUGAGGGCCUGCGUCGAGAGCUGAGGGAGCAGGCCACCCGUAAGACCCAGAUGCACACCGAGCUGCACCAGGCCCGCAUGCACGUGGCCCAGCUGACCCUGCAGCUGUCGGAGGAGAACCUGGUCCUCAGGGAGGAGCGAGCCACCUGGGUCCUGGAGAGAGAGGCUUACAAGCAGGCAGCAGAAACUGCCAAAGCUAAAAUGCAAGACCUGAGCAGUGAGGUGCAAAGGAAGGAGGACUGGCUCCAGGAGGAGAGGAUGGAGAGGGAGAAACUGGAAGCAGAGCUAGGGAGACACAGAGAACAUAACAGAGUGCUGCUCAGUGACUCCCACAGAGAACUGCAAAAAGUGAGAGACAUCCUGAGAAAACUCCAAACAGAGAGAGAGCAGCAGCAUCAGACUCAUGACCUGCAGAGCUACAUCAAGCAGCUACAGCAGAGAUUUGGGACUGAGAUAGAAUCAACAGCAGAGGGAGAAGCCUCAUCAGUGCCGCUGUCUUCUGACUCGUGUUCUGAGGAUGAAACGGACUCUGUCUCCGGGUCCCACAGAUCAGUGUGUUCACCUCUCUUCCUGCUUCAGACACACACCCAGAGUGAAGACAACAGCGACGCCGCUGACGCACAGAACAAGCCGAUGCAGGUAGAGCCUCGAGCCCAAGAACGGAAACAACCGAUGCUACCCGAACUCAUCGACCCCGUCCCAAGUGAACGGAUUGACGCCCCCAUGUGGUAACCUAAGGAACGACAGCUAAACCUACAUUUGGUAAAAAAAAAA
Cynoglossus semilaevis (tongue sole) is the source of this 1481-nucleotide messenger RNA. RefSeq names its product calcium-binding and coiled-coil domain-containing protein 1-like. NCBI's taxonomy places the organism in Eukaryota, Metazoa, Chordata, Actinopteri, Pleuronectiformes, Cynoglossidae. The record is from RefSeq and is a predicted model, not a curated record. Gene Ontology annotation, molecular function: transcription coactivator activity. Gene Ontology annotation, biological process: positive regulation of transcription by RNA polymerase II. The transcript is spliced from 11 exons. Bases 27 to 1439 code for a protein of 470 amino acids.